AUUGGUGUAAACAGAUAUAUUAAACACGAAUCCUUAAAAUUAUUUGCAGGGAGGAAGAAAGUGAAAACAUUUCAGAGCAACAAAUGAAGCUCGCAGUUCUCUCUGCUGGAUGUGUGUGUCACUGUCAUGAGUAAGCCACCGGGAGACCAGCCGCAGGGCCAGGCUGUGGGCAAGGAGCAUGGAGAUCUGGUUCUGGAGCCUGACACCUGUGGAGCCUCAGGGGAGAGUAACUGGAGGGAGAGAAAGAAGAAGGACUCAGAGGUGCCUGCUGUCCCUGGGCCACAGGUGAAGAUAUCCCAGGGUUCCCUUGUCGAGGAAGGAGGGAGCAAGGAGCAGAGUCCUGCCACACAGACAGGCUGUGAAAUGGAAGACCAAAGCAGAAUGGACACACCCCAUCACCUAGAAUUAAUGGAGGUGUCUUCGGUGGGAGGUGCAAAGACGAAUCCGGAGACACGUGGUGGUUGCUCAGAGGGGGAAGCCAUUGUAUUGGUUGGCAAUGGGAACCCAACUGCCAAAGAGUCAUCCACACCAGAAGAGGGCACUGUGACUAUCAAGCCCAGUGCAAGUAGCGAUGGACAUGAACCAGGCAAAUCAUCAGGGAGAAGACAGAGGAAGAAAGAGAAAAAGAAACUAAAGGCAAUAGAAAGAAAGGGAAACACAAAACCUGCAGCUGCUUUGAUUGACAAGACACAGGGGAAAGAAGAGGAGCAGAGUGGUAACACCAAGGGAACACAGACAGAGGACAGGAAAGAGGAAGCUGAAAUGACCAAGACACAGCCUGAGAUAAGGCAACUGAGGACAAAGGACAAGAGUGUUCAGACCCAGCCAAAAAAACUCAAGACACAGGAGACUCAGACAGAUCCCAUGCCAGAGCUCGCCAGGAACAUGCAGGAGAAGACAGAACAAGAACAAUCAGAGGCCACUGGCACAGCACAACAGGCAGGUCAGUCAGAGUUCAGCGGGACCAGACGGAAAAAGGCAAGGAAUUCAGAGACAGGCAGAUUACAAGUAGGGUCUGAGGAUAGCGCCAGUGCUGCUGCAGAUGCACAGAGACAACAAGAAGCCAAGCCUGAAUCCACAGUGACUGCAGAGGCCAGACAGCCUAGUAAGGACAGUGGCAAAGACAGUAAAGAGCUCAAGGAACAUGAGAAGAGUUCAGAGGAGAUCUCCAACCAGACAACAGCUAAAGAAAAGCAAUGCCAGGAGAAGGCAAGCCAGAAGCUGUCUACAGGAAAGAAUCCCAGAGAUGCACAUAUCUUCACCAUUUACAUAAAUGCUGUCCUUGAUAAAAAGUUCAGGUUCAACACUCAGUCAGACAAACUGCUUUUGCUGUACUCAAAUGGGUCUGUAGAUCUUCAAAUAAACUAUUUCAGGGGGCUUGGUAAGCAAGGGUACCUGAUUGAAGCUCAGUUCUCUGUGGAGAAAUGGCUCCUCACAAGAGGUGAAAUACAAUAUAAAUAUGCUGUUAUGAAAAGAGGGAACCGUAUUGAAGAAAUGGCGUAUCAAAGAAAAUUGAUACCUUUUGAUUCGCAAUUGAAUGAGGUGCACCUGUAUGAGGGCCAUGUACAUUUUAAUUCACUGACCUAUGUGGAACGGCUUCUUGGAUUAUUCAAAUCAAAGGAAGAAUGGAUUCUAAUGGCCAGGUUGGAUGCUGGCGACAUACUCCUGCACAGAAUCUUUGAAAAACUGGUGCCUUCAGAACGAGAGAGUAUUACAUGUUUCAUAGAGCAUUUACAAGCCCUUAUGUGGCAAAUAAAAACAGCUAGUCAACGUGAAUUUUACCCUGGCAUUCAUUACUGUCAGCCUACGGACCUGUCCCAGUGUAUUGUGAAACAUUUGCUGCAGUUGCUGCAGAGGGGCUCUGACCAGAGCACAGCCAUGCACAACCCUCUGGUGCUGGGCGUCAUUGUGUUCCAGGUCAGCUGUGCCUGUGAGCUACAGCUGGCAGCCAAGGACUGGGCAGCAGUGUGCCGUCUGCUGUGCUUCAGCUCUGCCCAAAACAGCAGCCACCUGCUAGAACUGAAGAGUCUGUUUCAGAACUGUCGACACAUAGUGGUCGGGUUGAUGAAUCGUUGUGCCCGGAGCGUGGUGGUGGAGCUGCCAUUACUAGUGCCACUACUGCAUGCACUCCGAGAGCCCAGUGAAGGCGGUACCAGGCCUGAGAGGGGCAGAAUCCCAGAGGAGCAGGACUGGGCAGGCCUGGAGGGUGUGGAUUUUUCCAUUUAUAGAAGCUUGAUCCGUAGUAUUUCUGACAAGAGGAGAAUGAUGCUUGACUUGAUGGAUGCUCACAAAUCUUUAGGAGGUGAGAGCCCCCAGGUGUUGCACAGCUGGCUUUCCCUAGUGGCCACUGAGGACAUUCCAAAAUAUUCCAGAAUGAUGGGAACAGCUCUAGAACAUGUGGUCCAGAACCUGCACUACAGACUGAAGGAGUGUGGAAUAAGGACCCUUGAUAAAGAUGUUCCGGCAGUUGGGGAAACCAUCGAACAUAUGUUGGAGAAGCUUGACGAAGAGAAAGAACGGAUAUUAUCCUCUGGACAGCUUGAUUACAUCCUGAUGUGCUGUAUCAACAAUCAUAAGAGUGUCUGUAAAAUGGCCAGACUGGUUCAACACUAUAAAGUUGCAGUAGCCUCCUUCCAGCUGGUGCUGAAAGUAGCUGAAAUUCAGGACUCUUUCCUAGGGAAGGAUUGUGAGGGGGACAGCUCUGAACGAUCGCGUUUGCUGGAAAAGCUAAGUGGCCUGCAGAGUGAAUUACUCCAGUGGAGGGAAAGCCUCCUGCGGCUCCCCCUUUUUUCAAGGGAAAGAAGGCGUCUCAGCUAUCCUAAAGAGCCAGAGCUAUGGGACAGUCUGCUGGGAGUGAAGUGUGCUAUACAGCCUCUGUCAGACCAGUGGAGGGGAGCUGUGGAGAAGGACCUGAGAAAAAGGAUCUGUCAGGCUGGUGAUCUACAAAGCAUUGCUGUCUGUUGUUGCGAGCAGUCUGCCUUGAGCAAGACCUGCCCCACUGUACAGACCUGCUUCCGUGAGCUCUGUCAGUCAGCCAUCCAGGUCGUCUGCCAGAAUGAAAAGGAAGGGGAAUUGCUGCAUUUUCUCAACCCUUUCAGUAUGGAGAUUCCAUCUCCCAUCCUGUCCAGCAUCAUCCUGGAGUCCACAGCCAAGGCAGGGGAGGACCUGACAGGCCUUCUGCUUAGUCGGCAGUCUUCACUCUCCUACCUUCUGUCUCAGGGUGUUUGGCAGAAGCUGCAGGUAGAUGAGAAGGCUUUGCAGACUCUUGAAAGGGGUCACUCUGCCCUGGCAUCUCUAGUGGAAGGAUUGUUACUGGGUACCAUCCCUCUGGGACAUCUCACAAUCAUUCUGCAAAAUGAAGAUCAUUUCAAAAAGCUGUACCACCAGGAAAACAAGCUGUCCAAGCAGGAUUUCUUCCACGGCAGUGCAGAGAAGAUGCUGCGGCAGAGAGAGGCUGACCUUCAGGCCUUUAACCAAGUGAAAGAGCACAUGGACAACCUCAUAAAGAUGAUCAGCAGGAUCUCUGAAUCUGUCACAGUGGAAGAUCUCUCACAUCUCAAGCAGCAGCACAGAGCAGAGCUCCAGUCUGUGAGCCUUGGAGAUCUGGUGGAGGUUGAGGUCCACAGGCCAGAACUGGAGCUCCAUGAGCAGGCACCGCGGGCUGUGAAGUGGUAUAUUGUCUGCGACAUGGUGCGAGACAUGGCUCGAGAAAUGCACCAACUGCGGGACAGCACUCUGCUACUCAGCCUGUGGGUCCAAAUGGCAGUAUCCAUGAAAGACGGUCAGUUAACUUCCAUAAUGACCUUGAGAAAGGUCCAGGCUGACAUCUGGAAACCCCUACUGCUCCAGUACCGUCAGCUGGGCUUGAAGAUUGCGAGGGGAACUGUAACAUUUCAGGAGCUGGACAAGGCUCUUCAAGAGUCCGGGGACCGGGGAGAGGGAGCGGAGAUGAAGAGGGAGUUGCAAUUGAUGGCCAGUCUGCUGGAAGAUGAGGGGCUUGAUGUGGAGUGGACACAAACUAGGCUGACUCAAAUUCAGCAGUACCGGCAACUCCACGCUGCUGCAUGGUCUGCUAGUGCUGUGCUAAGGAUAGCACAGAAGCUAGAACUUUCUGGGGACUUCACGCAAAUUGAGAGCCUCACACAGCUGAGGGAAGACUCGUUCAAAAAGAGAAACCUCAAAUCGCUCACUUCGGAGCUCAUCUGUGCCAAAGAGCAACUUGCUGGAGUCACUGAGAAGCACACCAUUUGUCUAGAGGAAUUCCUGAAUUGCCAGUCCUUGGUUAACUGGGUCAAGAUUAACCUUGAAGGUAUGAGCGAUUUGAAGGUGUUUGUGGACCUGGCCUCCAUUUCGGCAGGAGAAAAUGACUCUGAGAUUGACAGGGUGGCCUGUUUCCAUGACGCUGUGAUGGGUUACAGCCCUUUCUUGUACUCCCUGAAGUCCAGUGAUAACUUUGAGAGGUUUAUGGCCUGCGCAGAAAAGGUCUGGGAAGCUCUGAGAAGAGAUGAGAAGCUUCCAGAAAAGCUGAGAGACUCGACACGCUGGCUGGACUGGCUGAAGGGCCUGCGAGAGACUCAUGGUUCUGUGGAGCAGUCCUCUCUCUCCCUGGCCACAGCCAUCAACACUGAGGGGGUAUACCAAGUGGGCAAGCUUCAUUCCCAACAGGGAAAGCAAUCCCUGCAAAGCAUCUUGCAAGUGGCUGUGAAGAAAGACAGUGUGGAGAAAAGCUACAGCCUAGAGGAGCUGCUGGAACUACAGAACAAGCUCAUGUUGAUGUCAUCCAAAGGAGAGCAUGGCAGAACACAGGUCAACAGGUUCAUGCAGGUGUUUGAAGGUGUUCAAAGGCUUGGUCGUAUUCUUCUCCAGCUACACUCGUCUGGGAACAUGCUCUUUCGUGAAUGGAAGGCUUUCAUUCACUGCAACCAGGAUCAUCAGCCCUGUAUUAAAGUGCACUUUGCAAUGCCGAUGAUGGAGGCCAUUGAGUACUCUGGGGAGCUUGAAGAGCAGCUGCAGGAGGUGUGCCGAUCUGUGGAGUUUUGUCACAGAGACUGGUGUACUUUUAUCAGUGAGAUGCGCUCACAGUUCUAUCCUCUGAACUAUUACACUUCUGAACAGAUUGUGUACCUGUGCCACCAGCUUCAUAACUGUCAUACAAAGAAGCUACCACAACAGGUUUUAGCCUUGUUGUCCUUUGUGAAGCCUGGAUGCACCUUAAAGGACAUCAGAGUAGCCUGUUCCACAACUCCUGAGGUUUCCAGUGAACCAAGCACAGAAGACGAAAAUUCUAUUUCAUCUGAGCAUGAAAGUGCAGGCAGUAGGCAUGAAGAAGAGCCAACAGAAGUGAUAGAUUACAGUGAUGAUGAAGUUGGGGAUGAUUAUAAUUUUGAUGUUGUCUAUAAUUCAGAUUAUGAAGAAGAAAUGGUAUCUCUGGAACAUUUUUCAGAUGAAGAAAAACAGUGGGAGACAGAAAUAGAAAUUAGUAUGCAUCUUUCAGGCAAAGAGGCCUGUGUGAAAGAAGACCCAAUAGAAACAGUGGAGGAUCUUUGGAAGCAUUUCAAAGAAAACAUGGCGGGAUCCCUGAGUGAGCAUCUAGACAUUAUCACUCUUGGUCAGUUCCUCUCAUGCCUUUCAGAUAUUAACAAGCAAGAAAUAAAAAGGAAGUUGUGUCCAGUACUGCAGGAAGGGAAACCCAACCUUGUGCUGUGCCCAGAGUCAGAUGUCCUGAGCACAGCUCUGAGCCUUUAUGUGACAAGUCCUGAUCAGCCCUUGCCCUCCUCUGAUGAGCUUUUACUCUGCAGAGAGGACACCACAGCAGAAGUGGUAGAGAUCUUCCUCAGAAGGGCACUGGGACAGGGUAGACCACAUGACCAGGAGAAGAUCUUCACACUGGUCAAUCCAGGGCUUCUAACUUACGAUGUAGGUGUCACAGUGGGAGAACAAUUCGAAGCCCUAGAGAGAAGCUCUCAUCCUAAGUACCAUCUACUGAUAGUCUCUUCUGUAAAGCAUCAACACAGAUAUGUUCCUUCCUUCUUCAGUAACUGCAAGGUACAGGCUGGAGUUGCUGUUUCAACAGAAAAAGCAAAGAGUUAUCUCAAGCGCCACUUCACUGUAAAGUUGGAAAAGUCUCAUGUCUUGCAUGCCUACCCCGAGCACCUCUCUACCUGGGUGGUUUCUUCCACACGACCAGCUGUAGGAAAGUCCUUAUAUGUGACCCGCCUGUUUGAGAGAUUCCAGGAGAUGUCUUCAGGAGCACAACUGGUGCGGAUCAGACUGAUAGAGCCUCGUAUCGACCCUUACUUAUUUCUGAAGAGCCUGACUGAUGGGCUCGUGCCACUGAAAGAGCACGACUCUGCCGUUGUUCACAUUGAUGUUGCAGCUGUCCGAACAGGCUUGGAGGUAUUUCUUUUUGAAGUCUUGGUCCUGGGCUGCUUAACUAACAGUGAGGGGAAACUAUGGAGAAGGAAUCCAGCUCAUCUGUUUCUAAUUGAGCUUCUUAGAACAGGUUCAACCAGACAAAUUCAUGCAGAGCAGUCAAAACAAGGCCUGCUUGACAUCCUUCCCACAAUCCUCUGCCGACCUCCCAAGGAAGUCAGGACUUUGGAGCUGAUGAGACGUCAGGGGACACUACAGAGAUCCUUGGAUCCUUUAAUGGAUAUGCAGGUGUUUGCCAGUGAUGGCGUGCAGAGACCCUAUCAGUACUUGAAGAGAUACAAUGGGAAGCAAAGCUUAGAUGACUUCACGUACCAGAAGGGAUUCAUAGAAGGAGACCCAUCUGAUUGUCUCUAUUACCUACUGGCGUACUGUGGAGUAAAAGAUCCAUCCUGGACAGAAUUGCGAAACUUUACUUGGUUUCUAAAUCUACAGCUGAAUGACUGUGAAAACUCCUUGUUCUGUGAUCCUGUAUUUGUUGGGAAUCACCUCCUCGGCUUCAAGAGCUUCAUUGUGAAGUUCAUGAUAUUGAUGGCACGGGAUUUCGCCACCCCAUCCAUGGAUGUGUCUGACCAAAGUCCCACAUUUUCCUCCACAGAUGAAGACAAUGAUAUCCUGGCCCACCUGACCAUCCGCAAGCGCUGGGAGAGCGAGUCUCACCCAUACGUUUUCUUUAAUGCUGAUCAUUUUACCAUGUCCUUCCUUGGCUUCCAUGUGAAGAGGAAACACUCAGGAGCUUGUGAUGCAGUGGAUCCUCACACUGGCGAAGUGCUAAUGGGUAAUGUGAUGUCUUCUGAGCUCCUUGAGGGUCUCCAGCGUCAGGGGAUCUCUCUCAGUGAAGACUUUGACGCUUUGCCGAGGGAGGACAAGAUCCAGAGGCUCUCGUUUGUUGUAGGUGCUAAAAAGGGGUGGAUAAAAGGGCAGUUUGAUCCAGAUCCCACUUAUGAACUGACUGCUGACAACGUGAUGAAGAUGUUGGCCAUACACAUGCGGUUCCGCUGCGAGAUUCCUGUGAUUAUUAUGGGGGAAACAGGUUGUGGAAAAACCAGACUUGUCCGUUUCCUCUGUGACCUACAAAAGGGAGGACAUCCAACAGAAAAUAUGAAAUUGGUGAAAGUCCAUGGGGGGACAACCGCAGAGAUGAUUUACCAGAAGGUGGAGGAGGCUCAAAUCCUGGCUAAGAAAAACAAAAACCAAUUUGAACUGGACACUGUUUUGUUCUUUGAUGAGGCCAACACCACAGAGUCUAUUUUUGCCAUCAAAGAGGUGUUAUGUGACAGGACAGUCCGGGGUCAGCCUCUGAAGCCAAACACAGGACUGAAAAUUGUAGCUGCUUGCAAUCCCUAUCGAAAACAUUCCCCAGAAAUGAUCAGACGCUUGGAACUGGCAGGACUGGGUUACAGAGUGAAGGCAGGAGAGACAGAAGACAGACUUGGUAAUGUUCCCCUGAGGCAGCUAGUCUAUAGGGUUCAGCCACUGCCACCCAGCAUGGUUCCUUUGGUCUGGGACUUCGGACAACUCAGUGAUUUUGCUGAACUUUCUUACACUAGACAGAUUGUUCAAAGACAGGCCAGAGAUCAUGCACUGCCACCUACAUGUACAGAAACUGUGUCAGCGGUGUUGGCAGCUUCUCAGAGGUUCAUGCGUAGUCGCAGAGAUGAAUGUAGUUUUGUGAGCUUGCGAGAUGUCGAGAGGUCCAUGAAGGUGCUAAUCUGGUUCUACCACCACAGUAGUCUAGUUUUCCACAAUUAUGAUCAUCUUAACAGCAAUGAGAAGAUUUUGAAAUGCUUAGCUUUAGCAGUAGGCGUUUGUUACUACCCCUCCUUGGUUUCUAAAAGGGAAUACCUCAACUGUAUUUAUAGGUUCUUCCCAGAACCUUUGAACAGACCUGACUUUAUAGAAAAAGAGAUCUCUUCAUGUCAAGAUGUUUUUCUUGAAAACAUAAAGACAAGAGACACUGUGGCCAAAAACAAAGCCCUGAAAGAAAACGUCUUCCUGAUGGUCAUUUGUAUAGAGCUUAGAAUCCCUCUUUUUUUGGUCGGGAAGCCUGGAAGCUCUAAAUCUUUAGCCAAGACUGUGGUAGCUGAUGCCAUGCAAGGCCAAGCCUCACACUGCAGUCUUUUUAAGAAUCUGAAACAGGUGCACAUGGUCUCCUUUCAGUGCAGUCCACACUCAAGUCCCGAGGGAAUCAUUGGCACCUUUUGGCAAUGUGCCCGCUUCCAACAGGGCAAGAGCCUGAAAGAAUAUGUCUCUGUGGUGGUAUUGGAUGAGAUCGGACUGGCGGAGGAUUCACCUCAGAUGCCUCUGAAGACACUGCAUCCUUUAUUGGAGGAUGGUUGCAUUGACAAUGACAGACCAAAACCGCACAUGAAAGUUGGCUUUGUAGGGAUCUCUAAUUGGGCCUUGGACCCUGCUAAAAUGAACCGUGGGAUUUUUGUGUCACGGUGGGAUCCAAGUGAACAUGAACUGGUGGAGACAGCCAAAGGAAUCUGCUCUUCUGAUAACACAGUCCUAAUUAAGAUCCAGCACCUUUUCCCAAAACUGGCCAGUGCCUUUCUGGGAAUCUGCAAAGAGGUGGAAUGCAACCAGUUCUUUGGCCUUCGGGAUUACUAUAGCCUGAUCAAAAUGAUUUGUGCCCUGGUAAAGGCAUCCCAGGAAGAGCCAACUGAAAGCCAGUUGGCAGAGGCCAUCCUUCGGAAUUUUAGUGGACGACUGGAAGAAUUUGAUCCACUGAAUUAUUUCCAGGAUAUAUUUCAGGAUUCUAGGAAGGUCACCCGCCCAAGCACUCUGUGGAUGGUUGAAAAGAAUUUAGACUACAGGAACCAGGAGGAAAGUCGCUACCUUUUGCUACUUACCACUAAUAAUGCCGCCCUUCACAUCCUUCAGCAAAGCAUAUUCUCAAAGAAGGACCGUAACCCUCCUGAAAUAGUAUUUGGAUCGGGGUUCCCUAAAGACCAGGAGUAUGCUCAAGUUUGUCGGAAUGUGAACCGUGUUAAAACAUGCAUGGAGACAGGUCGGACUGUGAUUCUUCUUAAUCUGCAGAACCUGUAUGAGAGCUUGUAUGAUGCCCUAAACCAAUACUAUGUAUACUUGGGUGGGCAGCAGUACGUAGACCUGGGGCUGGGAACACACCGAGUUAAGUGUAGGGUUCACAGAGACUUUAGGCUGGUGGUAGUGGAGGACCAGAAUAAGGUAUACACCCAGUUUCCUGUGCCUCUCAUUAACCGACUUGAAAAACACCAAGUGGAUAGGAGAGCCGAUCUCACCACUUAUCAAAAGAGGGUACUGAAGAAGCUUAAGGAUUGGGUCCAAGAAUUCAUCUUUGUGGAUGGAGAAAGGAAGGAGUUUCAUCCUCAUGAUGUUUUUAUUGGGUUCCAUGAGGAUGCCUGUGCCAGUGCUGUGCUGCAGGCCAUGGAAUGCAGACAUCAGUGGAGGGACAAAGAAGUGGAAGGCCUGCAGGAGGAUUUAAGUGUACAAGAGCAAAGUCAGGGGACAGGGACUGAUGUAGAGAUGGAGGAGCAUGGUGAGUUUGGUGGUUCCUUUGAGGACACAAUAGGAGAAAGUCAGAAGUGUGACACAGGUGACAGCGGUGUGCAAGCAGAAGAACAGAAUGAUGAGCCACUGGAAGAACAGAUUGAUAUUGAAAUGAAGGGGAGAGAGGGAGGAGACCCUAUAGCUAAAGUAAAAAAUGAACAACAGAUGGAAGAAGAAGGAAGUGAAAGGGUGAUGGAAGAAAAUGAAAGUAUGAUGGAAGAAGGAGGGAUUGUGAAGUGCAGUGAGGAAAUGGAAGAAGAUGAGGUCCUAGAAGCUGCCAAAUGCUUCCUGCUGAGCUGUGCUACACCAGACUCAGUUUUGCGCCUCAAAUACUCAGAGCUAAGCUCCCAGGAGAAGAAGAUGCUCCAAAGAAUGUAUUUCCGCCAACAGCAUCAUCUCUCUCUCAGAGAUUUCAUGGAGAACCACAUGAAUAAGACUGAAGACCCGAACAGGUUCAUAGAGGUGACCACCUACUCCAGCCUCCUCACCCAGUCGGAUGUGCGGGCAGUGGCGCAGGCUUUGAGUCUGGACACCAGUGGGAUUCUUCUGCUUUCCCUGCACCAGUUUGACACCGAGUCCUCUUUCUGCAGCAACAUACGGAAUUUCCUGCGAGAGGACAGGGCUAGUCUGCGGGUCCUGCUUGUCCAGACAGAUGUAGAAGAAUCUGCGCACUGUGAUGAGCUCAUUGCCUCUGCCAAGUACUGUGCCAUGAAUGAAAUGAGCUCAGUCGGGACCAGAAUGUCCCAGUGCUACAUGGUCUUCAUCACCAAACUGUCCAGGAUAGCAGGCGACUCCCAAUAUAUUGGUUUCCAAGGAGGCAGGUGGCUGUCAGUCCAUAUUGAUGACCUGCGUGACACAGAGGACAUGAGUUCAGACCUCUCUGCUUUCUGCGGCUUUCCUAUCAGUGAGCUCCUCACCAGUUCUUCACAGCCAGAGCAAGCUGGCAGUCUUGGAGACAGCAUUGCUGAAAACCAAAAGGGAAGCAGUGCCCAUCUGGAUUGUGUUUCUCUGUUGAAGUCUUGUGUCCAGAGUGCUGUGGCUUUACUGAGAGACACUGAUGAUAGGGCCUCCCGCAGCAUGGAGUGUGUGCAGAUAUUGCUGGGGCUCAUGGGAAAAAAGCAGGGAACUCCAGAAGUGAGGUUUGUGCAGGUGCUUCUGCAGAGGCUUUCUCAGAUGCUGGCACUGAAGGAGGAGAUGGUUCCUUCGCCAGAGGAGUGGGUGAGCAAGGAAGCCAGGAAACGCCAGGCUCUGCAAGAAGGAGGCACCCUCAGACAUACUGUGUGGCGCUGCCUACAGGCGACAAUCACUCCAGUUCUGGCCCGAACGGUGGAGGUUCUGGACCGGGACUUCAACCUGGACCUGCUGCAAAAGAGUGAGCCUGGGAACUGGCUCACACAGAUGUGGAUUGACAUUCUGGAAGACCACCAGAUACUCGAAGACCACCUGAUUUUGCCCCAGAACCAAAGUGUAGUGAAUGAGGAGAUCCCAGUGCAGCGCCAUCUGUGGUUGGGGAAGCAGGCACAGCCCUGUGCUGCCCCCUUCAGCUGGUUGAUCAGAUUGCAGUGCGAAAGCAUUUGGGAGGAAUCGUAUUAUGUUCCAGGGACAGAAGAGGACAGUGGACAAAGGAUCCUACAGUUUGUGAACAGUUUUAAGAGCAGCAGGCUGGGCAGCUAUAUUACAAAACUGGCAGAGGAGGAACAGAGAGAGCUUGGCCACCGAUUCUUAAAGGACUUCUUGCUCCUGUCCAUCAAUAUCUCCUCCCAAGAGGAACUGAAGGUAUUCACUAGGGCGGUGCUGAACUGUGUGUCAGAGCUACAGCAAGAAACAAAAGUCUCCUCUGACCUGUCUCCAGCCUGGAUUGUAGCAGCUUUCAGACAUUUUGGGCCACGACUGGUCAAUCUCUCCCACAUCCUGCAGCUUCAGCCUCACGUGACCAGGAUUCUGCUGGAGGGGGCUCAGAGUGGGUCUCCUGAAAUGAACGAGGAUGUAGUGGCUCUUGGAGUGUACGCUGAGGCGAUUGAGAGACACGCCACUGGAACACUGCAGGAGUGCCGCUCCCUCCUGCAGAGUGUGAGACAGCUCCAGUCCUGUGUGGAGAGAGCAUGUGGACAGAACUACAGCACACUCUGCAGUCCUGGGUGUCUCAAGCAGCUGGAUACAAUCAGGUCUUUGUGGCAGGGAGUGCUUGUAAUUGCAGCAUUCAUCCAGCAGGUGGUAGUCAGAGUGAGUAUGACUGGAAACCAGAGACUGGAGGCUCUGGCUUUGAAACACUGCACACUGCUGCACAAGUUUAUGCAAGGCUCCCCUGAACUGAGAAACAGAGACGCACUCCAGGGGCUGAUGAGGGUUCUCCAUUCCUGCAAUGAGCAAUCAAGCCACCUGGACUUCAGGUAUGGCAUUCAGAAAUGUCCAGUGUGCCUCCUGGCUGUCUCCGAGCCAGCCAUUCUCCCCUGUGAGCAUGUUUUCUGUCUCACCUGCAUCCAACAUAGCAUUGAUGGGGACCGGCUGUUCUGUCCUCAGUGUAAAACAGGUCUGCCAGCAGAUUACCAGCCAGCUGUGUCUGACAAGCUGAAGGGUGCCCUGCAGCACCAUGAAAUUCUUCGGAGACAGUGCAACUGUUUCUUCCUGGAGGUUGUGUCACGGUUCUGCCUCGCAGAGGAGACCUGCCCUGAGGAGGGCGUGGUGGAGCUCCUCUUCUCCCUGCUCAUCUCUGCACAAGGUGCUGUGUACAGGACUAGAGAGCUCAGCCCUUUCCUGGAGUGUGUGGACCACAGCCCUGUAGUUCGCUCUGUGCUGCCCAAACUGUUGCUGCACUACAGUUUUGAGCAGGUGAAGGGUCACAUCCAGAGGUACCUGCAGAACCUGGAGAGGAAUGUUCUGGACCGGGAAGACCUCACUGAGCUGUACUUGCUCUUUGUCAACUGCUUCCAGGAUGCCCUGCUCAGCCCAGGCCAGGAGGAGGGACAUGUGUCGCAGAAGCAGUUGCAGGGGGCCACUCAUUUUCUGAGCAGGGUCGCCCGCAGACAGACCGCAGGGUUCCAGGAGGAUCCUGCAGAGUUCAUCCAGACCAUGGCACGACUGAGACUCUAUCUGGGCACGGCUUCCAGCUUUCUGAAGAACACGUGGGCUAACCCAGGGUCAGAGCUGGUCGAGGGGUACCUGCAGCAGGUGAGGGCCGUGUGUGAGUACUCCAGGAAUGACUGGUACCGGGUCUACCUGCUGAGGGCUGUCAACAGACUGGCAGGAAUGGAUUGUGUCCAAGCUCUGCUACGAGAUGCACAUUGGCACUGGAUUUUUCCUGCACAGGUCAUUGAAUUACAGAGUCAUGCUCCUGCUGAAGUGGACCGCUUUUUGUGCUGUGGCCCUCACUACAAAGCCCUACGGGAUGACUUGUGCGGGGCUCUGCUUCAGUCACAGACUGACCCCAUCACUGCUGCUUUACAGGAACUGGAUUGUUCUUCCAGUACCGCACCUGUGCUCCUUUCCCUGGCCUUGUUCCGCCAGGUCACCUGUCUGUAUGUAUCGUCUGACCCCAGACUACAACCCAAGCCAGAGGAGACUGGGUUACUGCAAGACUUCAUGAGAAUCAGCCCUCUCCAUUUGUCAAGGGAAUACCAGGAGUUCUGCUCUGCACUGUUGACUAAUGAGCUUGGAGGGCGUGGGUCCAGUCUUUCCAUCACGCCAGCGCUGUCAGCUCAACGUCGCACUCUACUGGAGAUUCUAGUGCAUGCAGCUGCCAUCUUCCUAACUGGAAACCACCUAUUGUCACCUCUUCAGCAGAUUGCCUCUCAAACACAAACAAUGAAGGAUGCCUUCCUUCCCACAAUGCCUGAUGAUCACUCAGCUGAAGUUCAUAGGUGGAUGAAAGAGAAACUGCACUCAUACCGUUGUGUCAAUGGUCACGUAUGCUUUGUUGGAGAGUGUGGAAGGCCAGUGGUUACAUCUGUGUGUCUAGACUGCGGAGCACCCAUUGGAGGCAUCAGACACAACCCAGUUGAGGGCUUCAUCAGAGCAGACAUCAUAGAGGACCAGACACGAACUGGCCAUGUUUUAGGGGAAGCACAUGUAAGGUCAGAUGUGCCAGACAGACAAAUAUCCUUGGCUGCCUUCUCCAUACUGAGGCUUUUGACACACCUGGCCAUGCUGCUGGGAGCACAUUGCAGUCUUCAAGGGAUCAGAGACAUGAUAUACCCACGUGUGAUGGAUGUGGUGCCAUUCUUGUGGAGGCACCUUGAGAAGGACAUGACAGUGUUGGGCAAGGCUCUGGACAAGAACAUGGAUGACACAGCCAUCACUGUCCACCUGGUCAUCCAUGCCUUCCUGGGAUGCACUAGAGGAUCCUCUGACAUGAGCCGAGCAUUGUCUUCUAAGCAAGCCAGGCAGCAGUGGGAAAAGCUGGUCUGUAAUGCUGUGAUCAAGCCUGUUUUGCAGGACUUAGAGCAGAAACUAACCCAGGCCCACGGGCAGAUCAGCGCUGAUGACCGGCUCAGUGGGAGUGUCCUGAUGAAGGUGCUCUAUGGAAACCCUGUGUCCAUACUGACCCUCCCCUCGGACAGCCCCACUGACAACUCCAGGUUUUGGACCUGCCCCGAGAGGCUGACGUUGGAGCGCUUUACCCAGGUCCUGGACCAGAGUGGAGGAUGGGAGGGCUACCCUCUGCUGUGGCUCUUCCUGAAGAAGGCACACUGUAUCAGACACCUGAGCCACCUGCCUGAGUUGGCUGCCCUCCAGACUGACCUUCUGAGGAUGUUUCCUCAUGUGACAGUUGUUGGCUCUCAGAGCAUCACCCAGAUUCUCCAACAGCUGCCCACAGGCUAUCAGAAGAAAGUGCUUAAGAGAAGGGUAAAGGUCUUCAUAAAUGUCUGGAACCAGCUGAGGACAGAGAUUGCAAACAGCAAGGAGACAGGUGUCCAGCAGGAGCUGUGUGAGGCUGACCUGAGCACAGACAGCUCAGCGGGCUUCCUGUCGCUGUGUCGAAGAGGGCCCGGCUCCUGCCUCAGCACCCUGAUUGACUUCCUGACUGAAACCCACAACAGCCUGGUGAGAGAGGCCCGGAAGGAGGCCCCAGAGACAGACAGCAAUUACACUGUGUCCCUGGAGGGAGCAUCUGAGACCCAGCUAGCUCUGUGCCACCCUGAGCGAGAGUUGCUGCCCCUAGUGUUGGCACACUGCCACUACACCCUGAAGAAAGGCCAGCAGACUGUGAGCAGCUUCGACAUGCAAGGAAUUGAGAAUCAGCUCUCUCGCAGCUUUCUUGCAGGCAAACCACUCAUCAUGACGAACACUUCAAAAUACCUCAACAGGCACCAGCAGGACUUUUCACAGAUCUUAGCUGGAGUCCGAGCGAAGAUCCCUCAGGAGCCCUUGAAAGGCUCAGUGAGCAGUGCCAUGAAGACUGUGCUCCGCUCCUACACCGACGUGUGCGAUGCUGUGUUUGCUGUGGAGAUUGGUCUACGGUUCCUGGGCAAGACUGGUGGGGAGGCCAAGGCACCACUGCUGCCCUACCUGAGGAACAUGCUGAAGAUGGGCAAGCAGGUCUCCAGCACUGUGGCCAAGGCCUUAAAUGAGUGCUGGCUACAGCACAUCACAUCUGUAUGGCAGCUGCUCACCUCUUGGAAGUCAGAACUGAUGCUGCAGAAAGGAAAGGAUCCCUUUGAGAGACUGCCGAGAGAGUACCAGCAGAGGCUGACGGAGGAGGAGAUGAGAGGGCUGAGGGCCUUCCUCAGAGUGACUGAUAUUAGCACCUUUAACUUGGAGCUACAUGAGAUACUCUUGCUCAAGACAAACAAUCCCAACCCCGAGACCAAUUACCAGCCACACUGGGAUCUGUGCUCCACUCUAGAGAACCAUCUGGAGAACAAGCACUGCCCUGCACUGCCUGGUCUGGAGGCCCUGUCUGAUUCCCUCACACUGAAUAAGGGACCAGAUAUCUGGAGGCUAGCAGUAAAGUUCAGAAGCUGACCUGGAGCUUCUUCCAACACGUCCCAGCUCUAGCCAGCAUGGCUGAUCUGUCUUCUUGUGCUUUUCUUUCCACUAGACUUUCUGGUGUGUCAGAUCCACGUACACCAGUACAGGAAGCAAAGGGCUGUGGGAGACUGGAACAAACUACUCAGUCAUGUUUUUGAAGCUGAUACCCUGGCUCCUCUCAGGAAACUGAAUCGUCAAAUCAAUUAGCUGAUAGUAACUAACAUUUACUGUCCUCCUCUUCUUUGUAACCUUUCUUAUGCUGUUAUGAUACCAUUCCUAACCAGUCGUAAUGUUUGCUGAAUCAUAUAUUUUUUGGGAUUUCUGGGAUGCAGAAUAACUUGGAAGACAUCUUAGAUAAUGCUUUGGACUUAGAAGCACAUUAUUUGUACAUCAUAAGACAAUUAAUUGUUUGAAUGAGGUACUUACAGUAUAUGCAUAUAACAGGAGAGUGCAAUGUACUAUAUAGCAGUAGUGUGGACUAGAGGUUAGGGCUUUGAACUCUAGAACAGAGAAUUGUGUGAUCAAAUACUGGGUGGGGUGCAGUAAAGUCAAUGCAUGUUAAUGUGUAGAGUGAUUAAUAGUUGUACCCAGGUUGGGAUGCUAUACACAUGGUUCCAUUUUGCCUAUAAUGAAGUGUACUUCAGUAGUUACUGAAUAAUGUAUGAAGAUUUUUUUUCUUUUUGAAAUUUUGUAUGUUUGAAUUUUGAGAUGGAUGUAAAGAAACUGUAGAAAAGAGACACCAGAACAUCAAGGCACUAAAUCUGAUACUGUACAGUAUAUACUGAAAAAGAAAACUCCCGCAAGUAGAAAAGGUACUUUAUUUUUCUUGACGUGAAUUCAUGUAAAAUGAGUCAUGUAAAUGUAAAUUGCUUUUUGUAUGCUGCAGUUUUUUGUUGUGCAAUAAUGAAAAUUAUUUUGGACUCAAUUUACUUUUAAUGAUAGAUAAAUUUCUUUGUACAGUAUAUAAGAAAUUGUUCAGUCUAUACUGUUAGGAACUAAUUAAUUAAAAUCCCCCCAAAAUUAUAAACCAAAAAAGAUUUAAUAAAGUAUUGACUUUAACCUCCC
Lepisosteus oculatus (spotted gar) is the source of this 16995-nucleotide messenger RNA. It is a transcript of the gene rnf213b, whose product is annotated as ring finger protein 213b. The record is from RefSeq and is a predicted model, not a curated record. Gene Ontology annotation, biological process: ubiquitin-dependent protein catabolic process; sprouting angiogenesis; negative regulation of non-canonical Wnt signaling pathway. Lineage: Eukaryota; Metazoa; Chordata; Actinopteri; Semionotiformes; Lepisosteidae. Gene Ontology annotation, cellular component: cytosol; membrane; nucleolus. Gene Ontology annotation, molecular function: ubiquitin-protein transferase activity; metal ion binding; ATP hydrolysis activity.